Molecule: messenger RNA, 2712 nt
Organism: Coregonus clupeaformis (lake whitefish)
Lineage: Eukaryota; Metazoa; Chordata; Actinopteri; Salmoniformes; Salmonidae
Gene: mpeg1.1
Product: macrophage expressed 1, tandem duplicate 1
Exons: 2
Coding region: 62-2227 (721 amino acids)
Biological process (GO): defense response to bacterium
Source: RefSeq, a predicted model, not a curated record
GGAAGUGAGGAACAUCAUAUUCUUUCACUUUGUUCUCACAGCACCCACAUCUGACACAGCUAUGGCAUCUGACACAGCUAUGGGUCUGACAGCAUUCACCUUGCUAGUGCUCUCUCUGCUCCACCAGUGUGUCCCUCACCCACUCAGCCCUCCGAAUAAUGGACUCCGUAAGUGCCGCACCAACUUGUCCAUUCCAGCCCUGGAGGUGCUCCCAGGCGGGGGAUGGGACAACCUGAGGAACAUGGACAUGGGACGAGUCAUGAACUUCAGCUUCUCCCAGUGCCAGACCACGGAGGACGGAUUCUACCUCAUCCCGGAUGAGGUUUUUGUCAUCCCACAGAAGCUCACUGGUGUGGAGACCAAUUCUGAGCUCAUCAACACUUGGCUGGAACAGCGCAGCUCCACGUCUUUCUCCAUCAACUCGGACGUGUCCUUCCUCUCCGUGCUCAAUGCUAAGUUCUCCACUGAGAACCAGCGGGUGAAGACUCACCAGGUCCAAGAGAGCUCUGUCACCGCUCGUGUUCAAGUACGGAACUUCCUGUACACUGUAAAGGCUCACCCUGACUUCACUCUGGAUGGCCGCUUUGCCCACCAGGCUGAGGAGAUCGCAGACGCAAUCGAAAACAACCAGACUCGACAGGCAGCGUAUUUAUCUGAGAAGAUGGUGUUUGACUACGGAACCCAUGUGAUAACCAGUGUUGAUGCAGGAGCCGCCUUAGUGCAAGAGGACUAUCUCCGUUCAUCUUACGUGUCCGACAGUGAGACGGCAAAGUUCUCUGUUUCGGCAUCGGCAGGUCUUAACUUCUUUGAUAAAGUCAAAUUUGACAUUGGCAGCAAGGACACACAAGAGACCUCAGAGUCACAUAGUUAUCAGGGCAACAUCACCUACUCCAUAAUACAGAGCCAUGGUGGGGCUCCCUUCUACCCGGGCAUCACUCUGCAGAAGUGGCAGGAGAGCAUCAAGAACAACCUGGUGGGCAUCGACCGGGCAGGACUGCCUCUACACUACUUCCUCAACCGGAUGACCUUCCCCGAUCUCCCUGAACCAACCAUCGGCAAACUGGCACUGUCUGUUAGUCAGGCUAUCCAGCGUUACUAUACCAUCAACACACACCCCGGCUGCGUCAAUCCAGACUCCAAGAACUUCAACUUCCAAGCCAAUAUGGACGACAGCUCCUGCGAGGGUCCGGCCACCAACCUCAGCUUCGGUGGGGUGUUUCAGCAGUGCACCAAGCUCACUGAGGAUGCAGACCCAAUCUGCCAGGCCCUGGCUCAGAAGAACCCAGACACAGGCUCUUACUCAUGUGGUCAGCCCUACAACGCCACCAAGUUACGCUCUGAGGUGAGAGAUGAGAGCUACAGCACGUACGAGUGCCACAAGCAUUGCCAUGGCUGCUGGCUGUUUUUCACCUGCUGCGACAACAUCUGUGGAGAUGCCUACUAUGUUCGCUCCGCUCGCAUCGACACCUACUGGUGCUCCACCAAUGAGGCAACCCCAGAGUACUCAGGAUACCUCUUUGGGGGACUCUAUGGCCCAUCCCUGCUGAACCCUCUGACCAAAACUAAGAGCUGCCCUCCAAACUUCAACAUUCAAAUGAAGCUUCUGUCCAACGGCCUCAUGAUCUGCCUGAGCAAUGACUAUGAGACGUCCACCAGGUUUUCGGUCCCCUUUGGGGGCCUGUUCAGUUGCCAGUCUAACAACCCCCUUGCACAGGAUCAACCCCGUUGCCCUCCCCAGUUCAGCCAGCACCUGGCUACUGUUAGUGAUGGCUGCCAGGUCCUCUACUGUGUCCAGUCUGGCUUGUUCACAGGUGGCCAGCUGCUGCCUGUCCGCUUGCCACCUUUCACUCGUCCUCCACUGAUCAGCAUGACUGCCACUAACACAGUGGCCGUGAUGACCGAUGGGGAUCGGGCAUGGGUCAGGGUGGGACAGACCAAGAUGUGGAAGCUGGCCAAGAUGACAGAGAUCCAGAGUAUGGUGCAGAUGUUCGAUCCAACCUCGGGACAGAUGACAGGGGGGCAGAAGUCUGGUGUGGCCUUUGGAGUAAUUUGCCUGGUUGCCUUGGUGGUGCUUGGGGCUGUGCUGCUGGUGAGAAGAAGGAGGGUCUCAAGGUUUGGUGGGGCGGGGGGGUAUGAGGAGAUCCACAGCGAGGGGCAGAGUGAGGGAGGUGUGGAGAGUCAAGAAGAGCAAGGCUCCGAGACAAUGACCCAGGCCCUGUUGCCAUGAGACCACAUUCCACACAGCUGACAUAUUAACAAGAAAACAGCUUUGAGAUAACUGUACUUUUUAAUCAACCUCUCAUGCUUGCUUUACACUUUCCCUUUACGAUCAAUAAUCUCAAAUACUGGCUAGGUAUAGGGUGAAGGUGUGAUUAAAAGAAACCAACUAAAUAAUCAACUAUUAUUAAUAAGGGGAAAAUGCACACAUUUACACCAACGUGUUGGCAGCUUCCUGCCUUCACCAGGGUUUACAAUACAAUACAAUACAAUAAUGUUAAUGAAUGUAUGGCGAAAAGGGUGACAAAAAUCUAUUGACCUAUUACUUAUGUUUUUAGUUGAAUUUGUUAGUCUUUUUAUACGGUUAUGCUUUCCGUUGACAAUGUUUUAUAGAAAUCUACUAUGAUUCAAUAGCAUUAUUGUUUUCUGUUAUAACAUUUUAAUUAGCUUUUGUAUGUUUUGGACAUGAAAAUAAAACAACUAACACAAUAUGAA